AGUUUAUCUCCACACAAUCUCCAUUGCUCCAAAGAGAAGGAACCGGAGCUAAACCUAAGAAAAGAUGGCGUCUUAUCGUGGAGGAAGCCUCUUCCUCCUCCUUGUGCUCACCCUUCUCGUGCUUCAUGCCAGUGCUGACUCUCGCAAGUUGCUGAGUGAUCAGACUCUUCACACUCCCGAAAAAGGAGUUGAUAAGGCUCCAGUCGAUGACCAAAAGUGGUUCCACAAGGGUUUCGGAGGUGGUCUGGGCGGCGGCUACGGUGGUGGUUACGGCGGUGGCUACGGUGGCGGUUAUGGCGGUGGCCUGGGCGGCGGCUACGGUGGCGGCUUAGGUGGUGGAUAUGGCGGUGGUGCAGGUGGCGGUUAUGGCGGUGGCUACGGUGGUGGUGGUGGCUACGGUGGUGGCGGUGGGUAUGGUGGUGGUGCAGGUGGCGGUUAUGGCGGUGGCUACGGUGGUGGAGUUGGUGGAGGGUACGGCGGUGGUGCUGGUGGAGGCUACGGUGGUGGCGGUGGCUACGGUGGUGGCGGUGGCUACGGUGGUGGCUACCCUUAGAGAAUCAAAAUGGCUACUUCUGAGCUAUGACGUAGUGCGUGAACUGAAGCUUUCGAUUAAGAUGAACCGAAUAAAAUGACAGCUGUGCUGGUUUCUGUCUGUUUCUUGUGUGUAACUUUUAUGUAUUAUGCGUCUGUACUUCUAUGUUGCUGUAUCAAUUACUUUGAAGAACGAUAAUUGAGUGUGUGCUUUAUGAUUUUCUUCUUA
This is a messenger RNA of Nymphaea colorata (pocket water lily), 760 nucleotides long. Its product is annotated as glycine-rich protein 5-like. The record is from RefSeq and is a predicted model, not a curated record. The coding region runs from base 65 to 553 and encodes 162 amino acids. The transcript has 2 exons. Lineage: Eukaryota; Viridiplantae; Streptophyta; Magnoliopsida; Nymphaeales; Nymphaeaceae.